This is a messenger RNA of Ceratitis capitata (Mediterranean fruit fly), 454 nucleotides long. Its product is annotated as transmembrane protein 234 homolog. The coding region runs from base 18 to 413 and encodes 131 amino acids. The record is from RefSeq and is a predicted model, not a curated record. Lineage: Eukaryota; Metazoa; Arthropoda; Insecta; Diptera; Tephritidae. The transcript has 3 exons.
UUCUUAUUUUUUUGAAUAUGUUAAAAUCGAUUUUAUCACUAAUAGGUGUUGGCUUACUAUGGGGUGCAACAAAUCCAUUCAUACGUCUGGGAAGUAUCGGAAUUGAAAGUGUAAACUCAGGUUCGAGAUGGCGCAAUCUUUGGUUGGAGCUACGCAUGAUAACCACCCGUCUUAAUUACUGGGUACCCUUUCUUUUAAACCAAAUGGGUAGCGCUAUGUAUGUCUGGACUCUGCAGCAUACUAAUUUAACCAUAGCCGUUCCCGUGGCAAAUUCAUUGAGUUUUGCGUUCACAGCUGUGACUGGUUAUUUUUUAGGAGAAAAAUUGCCAGGAAAAUCAAUUAUGAUUGGGACUAUAUUUGUCUGCAUUGGCAGCUCGUUGAUGUUGUAUGAUAAGAUGAGUAGUGAACAAUAAUAAUGAAUAUCACAUUCCAAAUAAAAAUAUAAUAAAUAAUA